CACUCCCCAUCUCCUCAGAGCAAGCCCUCUCUCUCCAGCGGCGCAGUCCUGCCUUGACUCAGGCUCCGCUGCUUGGAGCCUGCAGGACCACAUUGCAAGGCUGAGACUCCCGCACCUCGUCGCCUGGGAACUCUCUCCUGUGGAAUCUCAGAAAAUCAAAUCCCUCCUGUGACUACUACACACAGAAUUUCCUUAGAAGCUGUGCUUGGUCAUGACCCUUGUAAUUAAGAAGUUAUUGAAGACAAUGUCGAGUGUGGGCCAGGAGAAAAUGUGAUUAGAGUCUGGAGACGACCGUGCAUUUUGAACAUACAGCACAUUUCAUUUGGACUCUAAGGAUGGAGAAAAAGCAUAUACUAUAUUUUGUGUUUCUCUUGCCUGUUAGUAUGACUCUUGUCACAGCACAGGCAGAAGAAGAAGGCUUUAACCAAACGGGGCUGGGAGUCACUAGAAACAAGAUCAUGACGGCUCAGUAUGAAUGCUACCAAAAGAUUAUGCAAGAUCCUAUUCAACAGGCAGAAGGCCUUUACUGCAACAGAACCUGGGACGGCUGGCUGUGCUGGAAUGACGUCGCGGCAGGAACGGAGUCCAUGCAGUAUUGCCCUGACUACUUUCAGGACUUCGAUCCUUCAGAAAAGGUUACAAAGAUCUGUGACCAAGAUGGAAACUGGUUUAGACAUCCGGAUAGUAACAGAACGUGGACAAAUUACACUCUGUGUAACAACAGCACACAUGAAAAAGUGAAGACUGCACUGAAUUUAUUCUACCUAACUAUAAUUGGACAUGGAUUAUCUAUUGCAUCCCUGCUCAUCUCUCUCAUCAUAUUUUUUUAUUUCAAGAGCUUAAGUUGCCAGCGGAUCACCUUGCAUAAGAAUCUGUUCUUUUCAUUUGUGUGUAACUCGAUUGUGACAAUCAUCCACCUCACUGCGGUGGCCAACAACCAGGCCUUGGUGGCCACAAAUCCUGUGAGCUGUAAAGUGUCUCAGUUCAUCCAUCUCUACCUGAUGGGCUGUAACUACUUCUGGAUGCUCUGUGAAGGCAUUUACCUGCACACACUCAUCGUGGUGGCCGUGUUUGCAGAGAAACAGCACUUGAUGUGGUAUUAUUUUCUUGGCUGGGGGUUUCCGCUGCUCCCCGCCUGCAUCCACGCCAUGGCCAGAAGCAUGUAUUACAAUGACAAUUGCUGGAUCAGCUCAGAUACCCACCUCCUCUACAUCAUCCAUGGACCUAUUUGCGCUGCUCUACUGGUCAAUCUCUUUUUCCUAUUAAAUAUUGUACGCGUUCUCAUCACCAAGUUGAAAGUUACUCACCAAGCGGAGUCCAAUCUUUACAUGAAAGCCGUGAGAGCUACCCUCAUCUUGGUCCCGCUCCUUGGCAUCGAAUUUGUGCUCUUUCCCUGGAGGCCUGAAGGAAGGGUUGCCGAGGAGGUGUAUGACUAUGUCAUGCACAUCCUGAUGCACUAUCAGGGUCUUCUGGUGUCUACAAUUUUCUGCUUUUUUAAUGGAGAGGUUCAAGCCAUUCUGCGAAGAAAUUGGAACCAAUAUAAAAUUCAAUUUGGAAACAGCUUUUCCCACUCCGAAGCUCUCCGCAGCGCAUCCUACACGGUGUCUACCAUCAGUGAUGUCCAAGGGUACAGUCAUGACUGCCCCACUGAACACUUAAAUGGAAAAAGCAUCCAGGAGUUUGAAAAUGUUGCCUUAAAGCCGGAAAAAAUGUAUGAUCUAGUCAUGUGACAGUAGAGCCCUCACCUGUUUCCUGCCACUCGAACCUAUGAUUUCAUAAUCAGAAGAUUUAAUAGCGAAUGGAUUGCUUGAAUGCUGCAAAGAAAGCCCUCAAAUGAAAUGAGACUUGUGUUGAUAAGUGUCCAACCCUCUCUCUAUGGGGGAAGAGCCUCAACUGAUAGUGUUGGCCAGUAAAUGCUCCCACUGGGCUGGUUUCGAGUUACCAACCUGUUAACUGUGGAACUGGAAAGAAGCUAAACACAAUCACCUCUUGGGAGCCGCCAGGCUUUGGAACCCGCACAGCACUGCACGCAUGCCCACAUGGGUGACCGCACCUUCACACCCGCGCUGACCAGAGAGCUCUGAGCUUCUCACCCGAGGAGACCUCGCUCCAUUUUACAGACAUGAAAAGAUUUGUGAUUUAUGUUGGUUAUGAAACUCUCUGACCUAUGGUCAUCUGUUCAGAGGAGACUCCAGCCAUCUUUACGACGUCUCCAAUGGACUAGACGGAGUUUGUUAUCUCUGUCAUCUCAUGUUCUUCUCCUUAAGGAAAGCAGCUGAGCAGAAUGCCUAUGGGUUUCUCAGUUGCUGCUACAGACAGUUCUAUCCUGUGGCAUAUCCAAUCUGACACUUGGUGAGCAAAAUCUAGAAUUUGCAGUCUUUUUCUGAAUCACUAGGGAGACGUAUUGGUGGAAGCUGCAAACCCCUUGUCAGCUACUUUCAAAAAACCUUAGUGCAGGCCUCGGAGGAGAUCAGUUUCCUGAAUCAGUACAUAGAAACCUUGGCCUUUCCAUUUCUACUGUGUAGACAAGUGAUCACUCAUUUUAUGUGAAGGGAAUCAAUGAAGGAUUUCUUUUUAUCUUCUAAAUCUGAGGGAGGGAGGGAGGGAGAGAGAGAGAGAGAGAGAGAGAGAGAGAGAGAGAGAGAGAGAUUGAUUUUGUGCAAAUGAACCUGUAAAUACUCUGUCAUUUUAUUUUAUUUUUUUCAAUUCUAAACAGAACCUCGGUAACUUUGAAAGCAAUUAGAUAAUGCAGCAUUAUGUGUAACUUAGUAUCUGAUGCUGUAUCUGGGCUGAUUUUAUGGUAGAGUCCUGAAGUCUAUAUUUGGUAAAUAUUUUAAGGACAACCAGAUACCAGCAUCAGAAGUCUGAGAACUAAUAACAAACCCCAGAAAUACCAGUGAUUAAAUAUGAAAUAUUUAUAUAACAAUGCAAAGCCAUAACUUUACAAACACAUUAUCUUUGGUGUGCUGACAUAUUUCUUCAAUUUUAAUGAUGACUCACUAAAAUCAGGAAAUUUUUAACACCUACAGCAAGAAAAACUGGUCUGCUACACAUGCAGGCUUUAAUUCACUAAAAUAUUCUUUACUGACUUUUACUAAAUGAAGCUAUCUAGUUUUGAAAAAGACCCAGGUUAUUUUUUUAAAUGAACCAUAGAGGAAUUUUUUUCUAUAUAAUAUACACUGUUUCAAUAUUUCAGACUACUGUGGGUGAUAAUACAAGCCAGGGAAAGCCUUGAACUUACCAUGGAGGAGGAACUGUCAGGUGCUGAAUAAUUAAAUUAAGGCAGAAGAAAGCCUUGUUCCUGAGGUAAAGAGACAUCUAAAUGGAUUCAGUUCUUCUAAUAUUGUUUUGUUCUGGACUUUCUGAAGGGCAAGAUUAAUUUCAGUUAGUAAAAGUCAGUUUGGGGAAAGUCAUGUAUGUGUUUUUUGAAGCAUGUCAAUCAGGUUACAAUGGACGAAUUAGAAAUAAUGAUUUAUGCUGCAAUAGUUGUUUAGCAUCGUCAAGGAAAGUAAUUCAGAUUGUCAAGAACUGACACAGUAGAUGAUCUGGUAUAAAUAUUUGUAAUUUAUCUAUAUAGGCAAAGGUGUUACUAAGGUGGGUUCAGUUUUGUGGAUUUCAUAGCAAGCCAUCAUUAGAAGGGAAUGCAGAUGGUUCUGAACUUUCAGUUGCCAAAACUGUACAAAACUUUUUACCACUCUCAGAUUUUAGCUAUUUAUUGUUUAGAGGUCUAGAUUCCUAUCCUUGCUGACAGUGGUCACGUGGCUCUGCAUUCUCCCCAACUGUCAAGUAUUAGCCGUAAAUGAUAGCACAGAACGCUGUUACCAGAGAGCAUGUUUAAGAGGUGGUAUACAUUUCCAUUGUAUUAUUCUUUUACCAUAUUGAGCGUAGCUGAGAUUUCUUUACUGCCAACAUCAUCUGCGGCGUGAUCCUCAGCCACACUGGUCUGAGAUUUGUCAGCUUUAGUUUUGUGAUGAUAUUUGAAACUAGACUUCUAAAGCUGAAGUGCCAAUGAAAACUUUCUGUAUUGCUUGUAGACAACAAAAACCUGACAGUUUUGAAGGGAAACUUCUCUGGUGCCUAAAAACUAAUUUAGAGAAUUUCUGGUAUUUUAAAAGUUAGAUCUAUCGUUUUUCUACAGUUGUUUCUUAUAGUCAUGGCUGACCUUUUUAGAAGUGACUUUGUAUUUUUUUAUUGAUAAGCCAUUCAUCCUGGAGUUUAAUGUUUGUUUUAAUAUGACAAACUGUAUAGAAUUUAGCAGAACUCGCGGUGUUCUCACUGCUUAGAUAGUUUAAUGUGAAUAUUUUAAUUUCCUUCGUGUUUUAAUUUACUCACAGAAACAUUACCUGUAAAACAUAUCCAUGAUGUUCCAGUCACUGAAGAGAACGUAUGUUUUAUCUAUUAAAAGUCUCUGUUUAGGUCUUAUGAGAAUAUUAAAGCUAACAUUGAUGCUCACUCAUCUCCUCUGGAGAACAGAAUAACUGAAUCUCUCACAAAGUUCUUGCCACAAUUGAGAUAUUUUGCAAAAAUAAAAGAUGAUGUCUUUAGCCUUUUCUUUAAAGACUUCAAUAAACUAGUAAGUGAAUUAAUAAAUUAAUUAAAAAGAUUAAUUUGUUUUCAUGCUAAAACUCUCACAUGCACAGGUUUUUACACUGUAAGAAAAGGAAGAUCCUCUCACAGAAGAACACUCUUAGGGAAUCAUCCUCCUUUCUGCACUGUAUUUCAAAGGGUGGGUUUCUGUUAAAUAUUAGAAAUAAGAAGAAUGAAAGUUUUUCUCAAAAGAAAACAUGGUCAUAACCUCAUACAAAUAAAAACUUAAAUGUGUCAAAGAUUUUGUUUAACUCAAUAACUAAUGUUGGAACCAGUAAUAUGCCAAAUGAGAGUUUAAAAUACCAUAUAUGCUUGAGAAUAUAAAAAUACACGUAAAUAUACAAAGUAUUUGUAUUUAAGAAUACUAAUCAAGUAUACAUAUUGGUAAAAGUAGGCAAAAUAGUCAAUACAAUUAGACUACAGACCCAGGAGAGACAGACAUUAAAAUAAUGUACUAGUAUUGAUAUAGAGUUAAAAAAUAACAUAAGGCUUACAUAAGAACAAAGUGCUUACAUUUAACAGAACUAAUCCCUAUGGUAUUUUGAACUAUUCAGUGGCAAAAGGCUAAAAUACAAUAGAGCCAACUAGACAGAUCAUAUUACCUCUGAAAUUAAUCAUUCAUAAACGAUAAGGCUCCAAGUGAGAUCCUAAUAACAAAUGCUAAUACACACAGAAAGUGGGGUCAACAUUGUUACAGCUGAGAUUGUUAUUACAUUAUGAAACAAACCUAAGUCUACCAACUGUUCCAAGCAUACACGACUCCAGAAGCACACUGGGAAUAGUAUAGUAUGAAAUGGAAUUCCUCCAAACGGAGUUUACCAUUGACACGGUAUCUGACAAUCUGUUCCAGCUUACUUUUUAACUAAAGGAUGUAACGAGCACACACAACGAUAGGUUUAAUUUUCAGAUACAGUUGAAUUUUCCUCCCCAUACUCUUACCCACGUUCCCGCCCCACCCCACCCCCUGUGCCCUUCCAUCCCCCUUUCUGCAUGUCACACCAGUGCUAUUGUCACCCUUUCUGGACAUUUUUUCUCCUCUCCUGACCUCGUUAAGUUUGUAACUUACAGAUUUACACCCACGCUCACCUCUGUUUAUGCACACACACGUAGGCAUUAAAAGCUAAGGUUUGUGUAUAGGAGAGAUUCUGUGGUUUUGUCAAUGAAUCUUGGUUAUUGACUCAGUGUAAUGCGCCUAGGUCCAUCAGUCUGCCUUCAGUUAUUUCCGGGUUAAUCAACCUCCUUUUGUUAUUUUGCUUUUCUUUAUAGCAGAAUAAAAUUCAGUUGUGCAUAUA
This is a messenger RNA of Chionomys nivalis (European snow vole), 5879 nucleotides long. RefSeq names its product calcitonin receptor like receptor (gene Calcrl). Gene Ontology annotation, biological process: cell surface receptor signaling pathway; adenylate cyclase-activating G protein-coupled receptor signaling pathway; angiogenesis. The record is from RefSeq and is a predicted model, not a curated record. The transcript has 14 exons. Gene Ontology annotation, molecular function: calcitonin gene-related peptide receptor activity; adrenomedullin receptor activity; calcitonin receptor activity. Gene Ontology annotation, cellular component: plasma membrane. NCBI's taxonomy places the organism in Eukaryota, Metazoa, Chordata, Mammalia, Rodentia, Cricetidae. Bases 336 to 1730 code for a protein of 464 amino acids.